Molecule: messenger RNA, 6438 nt
Organism: Didymodactylos carnosus
Lineage: Eukaryota; Metazoa; Rotifera; Eurotatoria; Philodinida; Philodinidae
Source: the annotation of a GenBank genome assembly
AUGGACGAUAAUCCUGAUAGUGAUAAAGAAGCAUCAGUAAUACAAUGUGUGUUACCAAAACCAGAAAGAAGUGUUGAUUUACCGCGACCUCAUAAUAAGCAAUCAAGAUUUCUUGAUGUUGAUGACUCGAAAGCGGGUAUGAUAGGAUUAAACACAGAAAAAAUCAAUACAAUUAUUCAUGAACAUUCCAAAAAUUCAAAAUUUUUCAAAAAUCAACAACGUCGUGAAGAAGAAAAUCGUCGUCGUAUUGAGAGAAAACUGGAAACUCUAAAAAAUUUUACACCAUUUCAAAUUGAGCAAGCAGAAAAAUCUGUGGAUAAAUUUUUAUUUAAUUUGGAAAAAACACGUGAUUUAACGCGAAUAUUUGUACAUAUUGAUAUGGACGCUUUUUAUGCUGCUGUUGAAAUGCGAGACGAUCCAUCGUUACGUGAUAAGCCGAUGGCCGUAGGAGGAGAUGGAAUGUUGUCAACAUCAAAUUAUCUUGCACGUCAAUUUGGAGUUCGCGCUGCAAUGCCAGGCUUUAUUGGACGUCAAUUAUGUCCCAAUCUUGUCAUUGUUCCGUGUAAUUUUGAAAAAUAUCGAAUUGACAGCAGAAAAAUAAUGUCAAUUGUAAAUGAAUAUGAUUCAAAUUUUGCUAGUGCAAGUAUGGAUGAAGCAUACGCUGAUAUUACAGAGCAUUUAAAAAUGCGUUUAACUUUUUCGGAUGAACAACGAACUUAUCCUAAAGAACCGGAUUCAUCAGAUGAAUUUAUUUGUUUUGGUUUGAAUGCUGAAGAAACUGUUCGUGAAUUAAGACAUCGAAUUUAUUUGGCAACACGUUUAACUGCCAGUGCUGGAAUAGCUUGUAAUUUAAGAUUAGCAAAAUUGUGUUCGGAUAUAAAUAAACCAAAUGGUCAAUUUUUACUUCAGUCAGAUGUUAAUGUUAUAUUAAAUUUUAUUCGAAUUUUACCAGUAAGAAAGAUUAAAGGAAUUGGUAAAGUGACAGCAAUGCAUUUAGAAGCAUAUGGAAUUGAGACUGUUGCCAAUAUCUAUGAAAAACGUGGUAUUUUAAAAUUGCUUGAAUAUUCAACUAGUUUUGAAUUUUUGAUGAGAGUUUGUUGUGGUUAUGGGUCAACUGUCAUUGAACAUGAUGAUAUACAAAAAUCUGUUGGUCAUGAAACAACGUUUACUGCAACAGAUAAUACAUUAAAAUUAAUUCAGUUAUGUCGUGAUUUAUCAAAAAAAGUUGUUGAUGAACUUCUAUCAGAUAAAAUUGUUUGUAAACGUGUAACAUUAAAAUUGAAAACAGCUGAUUUUGAGAUAAUAACCCGAUCAAAAACAUUGUCGAAUUAUACUGAUCAGUUGACAUUAAUUGAAAACGUUGCUAUUCAACUAUUUCAACAAGAAGUAUCACAUGAUUUAGAAUUACCAAAAUUAAGAUUAAUGGGUAGAAGAAUUCGUGUACGAGUAGCUGAUUUGAAAUUUGUUGAAAUAAAAAAUGAUCAAACUAUUUUACAAUAUUUUCAAAAAAGACAAUCGUUAUCCAUCGCAUCAAAUGAAAAUGCGACAUCACAAAUUAUUGAUGAAAAUGUGGCAUCACAAAUUAUUGAUGAAAAUGAAGAUGUUAUUGAAGAUGAUGAUGACGAUGUUGAUGAUGUACAACUAGAUGCAACUACGAUAUAUAUAGAUAAUGAAAUAGUUGAAGUAAGAGAUGAAGAUGAAUCAAUAAGUACAACAAUAAAUUGUCCAGUUUGUCAAAAAGUGUUAUGGGGAGACAAUGAAAAAUUGAAUAAACAUAUUGAUCUGUGUUUAAAUGGCACAAUUGUUCAAACAACAAUCAAAGAACAAAAUGAACAACAUCAUCAAGAAAAAGCAGCAUCAAAAUCAAACAAAAGAUAUCGAUCACCUAGUGGAAAAACAAAAAGUUCAGUGAAAAAAAGUUUGAAAACAACAACAUCACCAUUAUCAACAGGAAGAAAAAAUUUGACUCUAGCAAUCAGUGACUAUUUUCCUACGAUAGAAACAAAAAAAUAUUUUUAUUGUGAAGGCUUAAGCAAUGGUAGCUAUCAAGUAACUGUACAGACAAGCAUAUUGAUUGAUGUAGGUUUCACAUACAUCAGUGUUGUUAGUUCAAAAUGUAUAUGGUAUGAUGGAAUUCGUGAUGGUUAUAAUAGAGUAUCGUACGAUGGUGAAGCAAAAGCAUUAACAUCUAGUCAAGAUCUUGAAUUACUUCAUGAAAUGUGUCCACAUAUUGACACAGAUAAAGAUACAAAACUAUGUUGUGAUCGAAAACAAUUGGAAGAAAUGCAAAAAUUUAAGUAUAUGAUUGAUAAUUUGAUUGGCCGUUGUCCAUCGUGUUACUAUAAUUUUAUGAGAAUAUUUUGUGAAAUGUCAUGUAAUUCAAAUCAAAGUGAUUUCAUUUAUCCGUUAAAUUUAUUAAAUGUAACAAAGUAUGAACAACAUAUACCUUCAGUUGAAACACCAGAUUAUGAUGAGGAACUCCAGCCUAAAUUUGAGGGUGAACCAGAUUAUAAAGAUGACGAAGAAAAUAAUAAUCAACAAUUACCAUCAAAAUCAUCAUCAGUCCAUGUCUCACAAAAACCAGUUGAAAUGAUCGAAGUUGUGAGUAAAAUAAGAUAUUUUAUAUCGGAAACACAAGCACAAGAAUUUAUUAAUUCGUGUUGGAGCGUUCGUAUAAAUUUUCAAUAUGCCAUCGAUAUUUUAUGUGGUGCUAUGAAUCGUGCAUGUGAUAUUAAAGCACUAUUUCAAUAUAUUGGGAUGAAGAAUGAUCAUGCUAAAAUAAAAAUUGAUUUCGUAUUUGUUAAUGGUUCAACACAUUAUGAUCCACAAUUAGAAAAAACGUUUACACCAUCAAAAGCAAAAAUGUUUCGUUGUGACCAACCUGUGACAUUACCACAUGCCCAAGGACAUAAAUGUACUUGUAUGGAUUGUACUGCCAUGUGUCCGGUUAUAGCUCCAGUAAAUAGUACAAUAACUGAAGAUUCGGGAAAAGUGCAAGUAUUCGGUGGUCAAAUACAUCGUGUCACAUUUAUUGCUAUUAUUAUGUACACCGUGUUUGUUCUCAUAUUUAUUGUUAUCCAUGUAUUGAUAUUCAUUUGGCAUUACCGAACAAACAAAAAGCGUACUGGUAGUAAAAACUUUCGUUCAAUUGUAAUGACUACUGGCAACGGUCAUGAUAAAGAAGUAAACGGUCACAUCAAAGCUCCAUUUCACGAUGAGCUGGCAUCAGAAAACUCGUAUGAAUCAGAACGUAUACGUUUAUUAGACCGUAUUGGAAUAAAAAUUGAUGAUGCAUUACACGAUGCAUUUACAGCUAUUGGUCGAUUUAGUGCUUAUAAUCCAAGAAUGGUAAUUACUCCCGUGUGCGUUAUUUUAUGUGUAUUGUGUUUUGGUUGUCGUUAUUAUACAGUGACAACAGAUCCCGUUGAAUUAUGGGUAGCGCGUAAUAGUCGUGCUCGCCAAGAAAAGACUUUUUUUGACGACAACUUUAAACCAUUUUAUCGUAUUGCUCAUUUAAUAUUGGUACCAAAAAAUAAUAAUACUGUGAAAUUAGCUUAUUUAACUCCAUUAGGAGCAGAAGAAACGCAUACAUUUGGACCGGCAUUUGAACAAAAUUUUCUCUAUGAUUCAUUAAAAUUACAAUUAGAAAUUCAACGAUUAACUGCUAAAACUGAAGAUGAAAAAAUAAUUUAUUUGAAUGAUACAUGUUAUAAACCACUGGAACCAGAUAAUAAUCAUUGUGCAAUAUUUUCAUUAUUUCAAUAUCAUCAAAAUGAUUUACAAUUUUUAAAUGAUACAGUAUAUGCGUCUCAAUACCUUGAAUGUAUUCAAGCACCUAUUACAUUACAAACAAAAACAUUUAAACGAAGUUGUAUGGCUGAAUUUGGUGGUAAUGUUGACCCAUAUAUGGUAUUAGGAGCAUUUCCAAACAAAGAUGGUGUACCUGAUUAUACAUUGGGUCAAGCAUUGAUAAUAACAAUAACCAUAAACAAUGAACGUAGUGGAGAUAAACUAUUGACAAAUGCUUUAUUAUGGGAAAAAGAAUUUCUUAAAUUUAUGUCAACAUAUAAAUCGGAUUGGUUUGAUGUUAAAUAUCGAGCUGAACGAUCAAUUGAAGAUGAAAUUGAACGAGAAUCACGUUCAGAUAUUAAAACAGUUGUUAUCAGUUAUAUGAUUAUGUUUCUCUAUAUUACAUUGGCAUUAGGACGAAUAAGAAGCUGGAAAAGUUUACUAGUUGAUAUGAAACUAUCGUUAGGUAUUGCUGGUGUGGCACUUGUGGCAGUAUCCGUUUGUGCUAGUGUGGGAAUUUUUUCGUAUAUGAAAAUACCAACAACAUUGAUCAUUUUUGAAGUUGUACCAUUUUUAGUUUUGGCUGUUGGAGUGGAUAAUAUAUUCAUUUUAACUCAAUCUAUUCAACGUGAUCACCGUGAACGUGAUGAAGAUAUUGAAUCUCAAAUUGGUCGUAUUGUUGGUCGUGUUGGUCCAGCUAUGUUGCUCACAUCUGUAUCAGAAUCGAUUGCAUUUUUUCUUGGCGCAUUAACCCCGAUGCCGGCUGUUCGAUUAUUUUCAUUAUAUGCUGCUGUAUCCGUAUUAAUUGAUUUUCUAUUACAAAUCACAAUAUUCGUUUCACUUAUUACAUUAGAUCAUAAACGUACACUUGCACAACGUGUCGAUGUAUUUUGUUUUUUAAAAAUGAAUGACGAUAAUGUUAGUAAAAAACGAAGAAUAAAUGAAAAAAAAUCAAGAACAUUAUUAUCAUGUUUAAAUUGUGGUGGUGAUCAUAAAACAAUUGAUUGUGAUCUAACACAAAAUCAAAAUAAUAAUAAUAAUAAUAAUGCUAUUCAUGAAGAUGCAUUAAUUGAAAAUGGAUUACUCGUUGACCCAACAGAUGACCAACAAAAAAUUACGACAAAAAAAUGUUAUGGUAGUGAUGAAUCGGUUGAAGAACAUUUGAUUAAAAUGGAUGGAUUUUUAUUUCGUGUAUUUAAAACAUAUUAUGCUCCAUUUAUUAUGAAUAAGUUCGUACGACCCAUUGUUUUAUUUCUAUUUACAACAUGGCUUUGUUUGAGUAUUGCAUUAUUACCACAUGUUAAAAUUGGACUUGAACAAAAAAUAACAAUGGCAACCGAUUCUUAUAUGAUUGAUUAUUUUUCAGCAUUAAAACACUAUUUUGCCGUCGGACCACCUGUUUAUUUUGUAGUUAAAAAAGGUAUUAAUUAUGCUGAUUAUAAUGCAAGUAAUUUAAUAUGUGGUAGUUCUGGAUGUGAAGCAAAUUCAUUAACAAAUCAGUUGAGUUUAGCAACACGCUCACCAUCUAUAACGCGUUUAUCACAAAUUGGUACAUCAUGGUUAGAUGAUUAUUAUGAUUGGUUAAGACAUCGUGGACAAACACCAUGUUGUCGUAUUAAUAAACAAAAUGGAGAAUUUUGUUCAGUUAAUACAAAUCUUAGUUCAGUAUCCCACUGUCGAGAAUGUACACCAAAUUUUACUCGUGAUAGUUUAUCGGCAAAUGAUUUUUAUAAAUAUUUACCAUUUUUCUUAAAAGAUAAUCCAAAUUUAAAAUGUGCCAAAGGUGGUCAUGCUGCACAUGGACAAAGUGUUAAAUUAAGAGGAAAUGAAAAUAUCGACGCGAGUCUGGUUAUGGGCUAUCAUAGUUUGUUAAUAACUUCAAAUGAUUUUAUUGAAGCAAUGCAACAAGCAUAUUCGAUAGCAAAUAAUAUAACAAAAACUUUACGUUCAGCUGGAUAUGAUGUAGAAGUAUUUCCAUACAGUAUAUUUUAUGUAUUUUAUGAACAAUACUUAACAAUUUGGCGUGAUGUAUUUAUGAAUUUAUCUUUAUCAGCAACAGCUAUAUUCAUUGUGACUUUUAUCUUGUUGGGUUUGGAUAUAAUUACUGCUGUCAUUAUCACAUUAACAAUCGCUAUGAUCACAAUAAAUAUGAUUGCAAUGAUGUACGUUUGGAAUAUUGAAAUGAAUGCCAUAUCGUUAGUCAACCUUGUCAUGUCUGUUGGAAUAUCACUUGAAUUUUGCGCUCAUAUAUGUCGUGAAUUUAUCCUAUCCGUAAAAGGAUCAAGAUUGAAAAGAGCCGAACAAGCACUAGCUUAUAUGGGCAGUUCGGUGUUUAGUGGUAUUACGUUAACAAAAAUUGGUGGCAUUGUUGUACUUGGGUUUUCUCAUUCACAAUUAUUUCAAGUGUUCUAUUUUCGAAUGUUCAUUUGUAUAGUUCUAUUUGGUGCAGCACACGGACUCAUAUUCUUACCAGUUUUAUUAAGCUAUAUUGGUCCAAGUGCGAAUCGUAUUCGUAUUGCACGCUUUCAUCGGCAAAAAUCUAGGACUAUAAAUGAUCAACAACAAUUACAAUCACCAUUUAUUGAUUUAACUUUUUUUCCAUUACCACAGACACAAAUAAUCAGUAAUAAAACAGAUGUAUCUGCGUAA